Messenger RNA from Gambusia affinis (western mosquitofish), 2765 nucleotides. RefSeq names its product protein ILRUN-like. Gene Ontology annotation, biological process: macroautophagy. Gene Ontology annotation, cellular component: phagophore assembly site. The record is from RefSeq and is a predicted model, not a curated record. Gene Ontology annotation, molecular function: ubiquitin binding. NCBI's taxonomy places the organism in Eukaryota, Metazoa, Chordata, Actinopteri, Cyprinodontiformes, Poeciliidae. Bases 346 to 1320 code for a protein of 324 amino acids. The transcript is spliced from 7 exons.
UCCUUAACGCAAAAACUCAGAGGAGAUUAAUUUUAAAACCCUUGUUCAUGAGCUAAACUAUCCUGCCUGAUUUGGUUGUUCCCUUCUUUACUCACAUCUGAUUUUAAUUGGCAGGUGAUUAGCAGGCUUCAGCAGGGUUUAAGGACAAGCUGUUGGACUUCUCAUUCUUAUGAACCUGGUAACUAAUAUGGGGCGCAACUGAUAUCUUUGAUUUCCUGACCACUGUGCUGCUCCCAAUACAAAAACACCCUGGAUGAAGAGCCAUACCAACUCUGAAACCGGUUGUGCCUGCAUGUGACAGCAUCAACACAUCAACAACGUGCAGUAGGGGUUCAGUCAUGUGACAUGCGCACUCGGCCCUGGUUUGGAGUUUGUUAUGACAAGUCGAGGCCUCGGUGUAAAUUAGUAUCACAGCCCCCUGUCUCUGCCCCGGGCUUAUCCGUCAUGGAGGGCAUGGACCUGGACCUGGACCUGGACCAGGAGCUCAUGCAGAAAUUCAGCUGCAUGGGAACAACAGACAAAGACAUUUUAAUAUCGGAAUUUCAGAGGCUCCUGGGGUUUCAGCUGAAUCCCGCCGGAUGCGCCUUCUUCUUGGACAUGACCAACUGGAAUUUGCAGGCUGCCAUAGGAGCUUACUAUGACUUUGAAAGCCCAAACUUCAGUGCACCUUGCAUGUCCUUUGUGAAGGAUGUGACGAUUGGUGAGGGUGAAUCCGUUCCACCUGACACACCAUUCACAAAAACCUGGAGGAUACAGAAUACUGGUCCAGAGUCCUGGCCUCCUGGAGUUUCUCUGAAGUAUGUGGGAGGUGAUCAGUUUGGCCAUGUGAACAUGGUGAUGGUGCGCUCUCUAGAUCCCCAGGAAAUGACUGAUGUCAGUGUGCAGAUGCACAGCCCCGUUUCUCCUGGCAUGUACCAGGGUCAGUGGAGAAUGUGCACAGCUACAGGACUUUACUACGGAGAUGUCAUUUGGGUGAUUCUGAGCGUAGAAGUCGGAGGCCUCCUCGGAGUCACGCAGCAACUUUCCUCUUUCCAAGCCGAGUUCAACACCCAGCCUCACCGCAGCCUGGAAGGAGACUAUAACCCGUUUGCCUCGCCACAGAAGAGCAAGUGCCCCAACAGUAACAACAACCACGUCCACAGUGACAGCAGCAGUAGUGUCACAGAGGAACAUUUGCAGGGAAGCCCACACCCGCUGCAGCAAGGCCAGAAUGGACUUUCACACGGCUCUGUGGAUAUAGUAGCAAACCGUCUACAAAGCAGUCUAUCAGUAGUUCCGUGUAACCAGAUACAAGAGCCCUCUCCUUUUGGGCACUCUUAAUCAUGGGACUUAUCACUGUAUGGCAGCACUAAGUUGUACCUCUGGAAUUUCUCACACCAAUAAACCAGGAGGCUUUACUGUGGAGUGUGGAGGUCAAAACACUUUAUGCAAAGUCCAAUUACACUUAAAAACAAACAAAAAAAACCGCCGGAAGCCGACGCUCCUGAUGUGCAGCUGAACCAACAUCCCACUGUAUGCACGUGUGAAUGCUAAGUUAAAAAAUAUGAGUGCUAUGAGACUUGACUGAUAAGCUUUUUUUUUUUUAUCUUUUACUUUUACAAUUUCUUUCUUUCUUUUUUUUCUUCCUUAGUUGAUAAGGAUGCAUAUGGGCAGAGCUGGAAGUAGUGGUUGUUUGAGAGAUUUUUUUUUGUGUGGGUGUGUGUGUGUGUGUGUGUGAAGAUGUGUGUGCAUUGUGCAACCUGAAAAGAGACUUCAGAGUUAAAGCCAUUAAUUUUUGCCAACUGAUUCUACAGUUUCUGCUUCUCUUAGUUUGUUUUCUUGAAUUUUGGACCCUCUGGCCUAUAUAGCACUAAGGUCGAUUGUAAAGGCUACCCUGAAAUGCAGGUUUAGGGUUUUAGAUGUACAUGACUCUUAGAAUAUUGACAUUUUUUCUACCCUGUCACACUGCAUGCAGUGUAAACAGCUGAACACAUUUUUUGUGUUUAGUCAGGUUGGUGGCCAUUACUACUUAGACAAAUCUAGAUUUGGCAAAAUUGAGUUGAAUCAAGUUCACUCGCAUAUCCACGGAAUCAAUACUGUUAGCAACUUGCAUCAAAUACAAUAUUAUUCUAUAAAUUUAUUGUUGCUUUAUCCAGUCAUUGUGUGAGUUGGUAUUAGGUUUAGUUUAAGUCUUGAAAACUUUCAUUUCAUUUUCUCCAGAAGGAGCCAACCUGCAUCAUCCACCAAGCUUUAAAUUGGUCCUGAAGUCACAAAAGCAGGCACAAAAAGGGAGCAUUUUUGCUGUUAACAACUCAUCUCUGAAGUUGACGUUUUUUUCUUUAGAGUUUUCAGACUAAGUUACUUUUGAGUAUAUCUAAUUAUGCCUCACAAAUCAGCGUUUUCAUUUACAAACACAACAUUGUAACUCAAUUAGUGCACAUCAUGCUGCAAGACUCAAAACUCAAGCCAUAUUGACAUCAAUAAAUACUUUCUAUUGACAUUACGCCACAUCAUACAAAAUCAAAGAGUUUGGUUCAGCCUGUAUUAGACAUAACAUUUAGGUUGAAUGUAUUUGUGAAUGUAGAUAAAAAUUACAACUUUGACAAUGUUUUCUAUUACCCAAAGACUCUGGAUUAUGUUUGAACUAAACUGACAGUUUGACUUUGUGUACUUUCUUUCCCUGUCUUUUGUCUGACAAAAUGUUUUGAAAGUUAUGUAUUAACAUGUACUGAAGUAAUUAGAGAUGCACCAAUAAAUUAGCCACAGAUUGUAAUUGGCCAAUUUUC